AACAAACAUGUCGGCGCGCUUUGUGCUGCGCUCCAACACGGGGCCGGACGCCUGGAGCUACGAAGAAGUGCUCUCGCCGCAGCGCCGCGCCCUGGACCACCCGACGCCCGCCGUGCACUUUGAAGACAUUUUGUACGAAAGCGGCGUCACGGACGAAAUGAUCUUUAUGAGCCAGCGCAACCACGACGCGCUCACGACGCAGCGCAUCUACUCGAUGGUCUUCACCAAGGAAAACAUCCAAAAGCUCGGCUUUCGUAACCUCAUCAAGCAGAUGCGCAACAAGAUCGGCGCCGUCGCGUCCCUCCCGACGUGCGAGGUCCGUUUGAGCUCGGUCGACUACAUUGCCGAGCUGCCCAUCACCGACUCGAGCAUCCAGACGGUCUCGCCGAGUAUGCCGUCGCUCCAGACAACGGCGCGCGACCACAAGUACUUUGACAAGUACAUUCUGCACAACAUCAACGCGAUCUUCAAGCCGGGCACCAUGACGCUCGUGCUCGGCCCGCCGGGCUGCGGCAAGACGUCGCUGCUCAAGCUUAUCGCGGGUCUCACCAAACCCGGAUCCAACGAGACGCUCACGGGGACUGUCACGUACAACGGGUGCGCGCCCGACCAGGUCGACCUCGCGUCGCUCACGACGUACGUGCAGCAGCAGGACCACCACAUUGCGACGCUCACCGUGCACGAGACGUUUGCGUUUGCCCACAAGUGCCUCGUGGGCCAGCUCGCGCAUGACGACCCGCUGCUCGUCAACGAAGAGCACAUGGUCGACAUCCUCAUCUCGGUGUUUGGUUUGACCGAGUGCGCCGACACGAUGAUCGGCGACGACAUGAUCCGCGGCGUCUCGGGCGGUCAGAAGCGCCGCGUGACCGUCGGCGAGAUGCUUACCGGUCGUGCGCCGACGCUGCUCAUUGACGAGUUCUCCAACGGCCUCGACGCCUCGACGACGUUUGACAUUGCGAAUGCGAUUCGGACCAUGGCCGAGCUGCUCGAGAAGACGGUGGUCAUGUCGAUGCUGCAGCCGCCGCCUGAAGUCUACGAUCUCUUUGACAACAUCAUUGUGCUCGACAAGGGCGAGAUGGUCUACUGCGGCCCGCGCACCGAGCUCGUGCCGUACUUUAAGAGCAUCGGGUACCACUGUCCGGCGCGCAAGGACAUUGCGGACUUUCUGCAAGAGGUCACGACGCCGCUGGGAGUGCGGUACGCAAAGGCAGCGUCCAGCGUGGCGCUGCCAACGUCGGCGGCCGAGUUUGCGGGCGUGUUCUACCAGAGCAACCUGGGUGCCGCGCUCGGGAAGGAGCUGAUUGCGGCGUCCGGACGGCCGCGCGAGAAGAUGGUGCAGGCGCGUCGGCGGCCGCUGCCGUAUUUUGAGAGCCUCCGCGUUGUGUUUGGUCGCAUCCUCAAGCAGUCGCUGCGGGACAAGAAGUUCAACAAGUCGCGCAUGGCCAACGCACUGGUCCUCGGUUCGAUCCUCGGCACGGUGUUCCUCGGUAUCGCGACAAAAGCCAAGACGCCGUCCCAAGAGCCGCACUACGCGCCGAUGAAGAUCGGCCUCUUCUACUUGGCCAUCCUCUUCCAAGCGCUCGCGACGCUCAGCUCGGUCCAAGCCGUGUACGAGCGCCGAAAGGUCCUCUACAAGCAGCUCCAGUUCAAGUUCUUUCCCGUCUCGACGAUCGUCAUUUCCGAGUUUCUCCUCGAGCUCGUUUGGACGCUGCCGCAAGCGAUUCUCUUCUCGGUGCCCUUCUACUUUGGCGCCGACUUCAACCCGAAUGGCGGUCACUACCUCGUCUGCCUGGCGACCAUGUACCUCGUGAGUCUCUGCUACGUGCAGUUCUUCAAGUUCAUCACGUCGAUCUCGGUCGACGGCGUCUUGGCCAAGGUCAUUGCGCUCUUUGGCAUCUUCAUGCACCUCAUGUUUGCCGGCUUUGUGCAACCCGAAGCCCAGAUCGCGACCGGGUGGAUCUGGCUCUACUGGUCCAACCCGAUCACGUGGGCCCUCCGGACGCUGGCGCAGAACGAGUACCUCUCGAGCCGCCCGAUGUACGACACGGUGAUUCCCGGUCGCGGUCGCAUUGGCGACAUUGCACUUGGCGCCAUGGGCUUCUCGACCAACAGCGCCUACGUUGGCCUCGGCCUCGUCUUUCUCUUUGGCUACGCGGUCGUCUUGAGCGUCUUGACGAUGGUUGCAUAUGCACGCGUGCGCCACCAGCAGGCUUUUACGCACAAGGUCGAAGACGCCGUGAGCACGCCCCCGGACGCCGCGUCCCUCUCCGUGCAAUCGGAGCGCAGCGACCUCAACAGCCUCGCAUUUUCGCCUGUGACGCUCGCCUUCCGCGACCUCUCGUACACGAUCCAAGUCGGCGCCAAGAAGCAAAAGAGCAGCCGCCAGCUGCUCCAGGGCAUCCACGGCUGCUUUGAGCCCGGGACGCUCACGGCGCUCAUGGGGUCGUCGGGGGCCGGCAAGACAACGCUCAUGGACGUCAUCGCCGGGCGCAAGACGGCCGGUGUCAUUGCCGGCGACCUGUAUGUCAACGGCCACCCGAUGGACCGCAAGACGUUCAAUAUCCUCAUGGGCUACUGCGAGCAGUUUGAUAUCUACGAGGAGACGUCGACGGUCGUCGAGGCGUUCCUUUUUUGCGCGGCGUUGCGGCUGCCGUCGUCGACGUCUGCGGGCGAGCGCGCGGGCUUUGUGCGCGAUGUUUUGGUCGUGCUCGAGCUCCAGGCGCGCGCCAACGCGCAGCUCUUUGCCUUGUCGCUGGGCGAGCGCAAGCGCGUCACGAUUGGCGGCGAGCUCCUCUCGAACCCGAGCAUUCUCUUUCUGGACGAGCCGACGACCGGUCUCGACUCGCGCGCCGCCACGAUCGUCAUGGAGUGCGUCAAGCGCAUUGCGCAGUCGGGUCGCACGGUCGUGUGCACGAUCCACCAGCCGUCGACCGUCCUUUUCGAGCUCUUUGACAAGCUGCUGCUGCUCCAGUCGGGCGGCCAUUUGGUUUACUACGGCCCGCUCGGUCUCGAGUCGUCCGAGAUGCUCGAGUACUUUGGUCAGUUUGAGAGUGUGCCGCAAAUGCAGCCAAGCGAGAACCCGGCCACGUACAUGCUCAACUGCAUCGGCGCCGGCACGACCGAUGCCAACGCCUAUCUCGACUUUGCGCAGCUCUACAGUCAGAGCUGGCUGAGCAAGGACAACAUUGCAAUGCUCCAAAAGGCCAUGGUGCCGAAUGGCAGUGUCAUGACCAAGACGGAUCAGUUCACCGCGUCGUUUGGUGCGCAAGUGCGCGCGCUUCUGCAGCGGCAGUGGACCAUCUACUGGCGGUCGCCGUCGUUCAACCGGUCCCGACUCAUCCUUGUCAUCGUUCUCGCGCUCGUCUUCACGUCCAUGUACGCCGGGCAGACGAUCACGACGGCGACGGACGUCAUGUCCCGCCUCGUCCUCAUCAACGUCUCGUCGUCGUUCAUCUGCUCGAGCUUCCUCUCGGCCGCGAUUCCCUUCACGAUGCAUCUGCGUGGCGUCUUCUACCGCGAGCGCAUGUCCAACAUGUACUCGCCCGGCGCCUACGUCCUCGUCAUGUUCAUUGUCGAGUUUGUCUAUACGAGCUUCUUCGCGGCUGUUUACGUGCACGGGCUCUACUGGAGCGUUGGCCUCUCGGCCGAGACGACCGCGUGGACAUGGUACUGGCUCGUGAUGACGCUCUCGAUGGCGAUGUGGUCCUUCAUCGGGCAGCUCUUUGCCGUCGCGGUCUCGACGCACCAAGUCGCCGUGCUCCUCGGCGGCGCAAUCACGGGCAUCAUGUUCAUCUUUGCCGGCUUCUUCAUCGACGCCAACACGCUCGUCUCGGGGUGGCAGUGGAUGUACUGGCUCUGCCCGCUCCACUACAUGGUCGAAGCGAUCAUUGUCACGCAGUUCCACGGCGACGUCCGUCUCGUGCUCGACACACUCACCAAGGAACCGGUCACCGUCACGGCGUUCGUCACCAAGUUCUUCAACGGCGCAUACGAUUACGCCAACCGGUUUGACGAUUUGAUUGCGCUCGUGGCGAUGAUUGCGAUCUUCCAAAGCCUUAUUUGGCUCUGCCUCGCCAAGGUCUGCCACCUCGAACGGUGAUCGGAGCGCGAUUGAAGCUGGCGAUCUCAGUUGUCAUUAUUG
This is a messenger RNA of Saprolegnia diclina VS20, 4141 nucleotides long. RefSeq lists its product as hypothetical. Gene Ontology annotation, cellular component: membrane. The transcript has a single exon. Gene Ontology annotation, molecular function: ABC-type transporter activity; ATP binding; ATP hydrolysis activity. Lineage: Eukaryota; Oomycota; Saprolegniomycetes; Saprolegniales; Saprolegniaceae. The record is from RefSeq and is a predicted model, not a curated record. The coding region runs from base 8 to 4099 and encodes 1363 amino acids.